Syngnathoides biaculeatus (alligator pipefish) is the source of this 2998-nucleotide messenger RNA. RefSeq names its product intraflagellar transport 74 (gene ift74). Gene Ontology annotation, biological process: intraciliary transport involved in cilium assembly; cilium assembly. Gene Ontology annotation, cellular component: cilium; centrosome; intraciliary transport particle B. The transcript has 21 exons. Bases 671 to 2554 code for a protein of 627 amino acids. Gene Ontology annotation, molecular function: beta-tubulin binding. The record is from RefSeq and is a predicted model, not a curated record. Lineage: Eukaryota; Metazoa; Chordata; Actinopteri; Syngnathiformes; Syngnathidae.
ACAUAAAGCAUAAAGUGGCCAUGUGUCUGUGAUCGUAAUGAGUCAGCCGGCCACGGAGACGAGUCAUUGCGUAGGACGCGUCAAGAGUCUGACGUGAUCUUUGUUGAUGUCUUAUUGAAAUUACGAAACCCUCGCUCUUCUACACACAACAUGAAAAAAACAAAAGGCUCAAAAUCUUGAUUAGGCUUUUUAAUUUUAAAUGUCAAUCGUUGGAUUAUUUAGUCAGCUUCAAUUUGUACUAUAAUAAAUCAGGCGUUGCUUUAUAUAUGAAUGAAAGGUCUAUUUUUUUACAUCUCAACAUUUGGUAGGCGUAACAUGUUCUUGUAAAACUAAAGCCAACAAUGCCAUAUUAUACAAUAUACCAUACAGGUAUUUGUAUUACAGGUAAAUGACAGAUGAAAAAAUGUCAUUUUUUAACGUUGGAAUUGUUAUUGUCAUUAUGAAAUAUUGACAGUUGGGGGCAGUAAUACCUAUUUUCAUGUUUAAACCAAGCCAAAUUGUCAGAGAAGAAGAACGUUACCGUGGUAACGGCAACAAAAGCUCAAGUUUUUCUUGCUAGCUCCGCGGAAACAGAUGACAACCACAUUUUAAAUACUGUAGAAAAGGACGAAACUCCAUAGAAGGAGGAUCAAACCCACAUCCUGUCUGAGGGAGACCUGCAACCAGUUAUAUGCUCUCUACCUCUCAUCCAAAGUCAUCCUGGUGUAGGUUCCAGCAAAGCUCCAUAUUCUUUUUUUGCAGUCCUAUGGCGAGUCAGCGGCCUCCUUCCAGCAUGGGUCGGCCCAUGAGUCGCACUGGAUCAGUAGUCCCGGGAAGCGGAAGACCUUUAACAGCAGUUCGACCACCUCCUACGGCUAUCCGGAUACCAACUGGGAUUGUUCCAGGUACAGGUGUUCAUCCUGGUAUGCGGGCUCUCGUGACCACGCCUGGACUCUUGUCAGCACAGAUCAAAGUGACUGACAGGCCAGUGACUCAACAAGGCCUGAGUGGUAUGAAGACUGGCUUAAAAGGACCUCAGAGACAAAUUCUGGACAAGUCUUAUUACUUGGGUCUUCUCAGGAGUAAGAUCAACGAGUUAACCACAGAGAUCAGCAAACUCCACAAAGAAAUCGACACCUUCAACCAGGAGAACUCCGUUUAUCUGUCCUACGAGAAAAGAGCUGAAAGUCUGGCCGCUGAGAUCAGGGAUCUGCAGGGCCAGCUUGCUGACUACAACAUGUUGAUGGACAAGCUUAACACUAACGCGGACAUGGAGGAAAUGAUCAACGACUACAACAGCUUAAAAGCCCAGAACGACAGAGAGGCGGAAAGCAUUGACAGCAUCUUUAUUGAGAGAAGAGAAAGGGAGGACGCUAUCAGGGUCAUUGAAGAAGAAAUCAAAAAGGAAAGGCGCGUUGCCGAGGAGAUUGUCCAAGCCAUGCCGACUCCAAAGCAGGAGAAAUAUUUCACUAUGACGACAGCCAAUGAGGAACUACUACAGGAGCUUGCUCUUCUCCAAGAGGAGCUUGAUGCCCUGCUGACCCGGAAGGAGGAAUACGAAGCUGAGCUGGCCCACUCACAGAUAAAACAGGAAGUGGUUCGACUCCAUGAAACUUUGUCAACACUGGAGGCAAAGCGGGACAACAUGGAGGCGGAACAUAAGAGCUUCAGCACGCCUCAGGAGGAAAGAGAGAAACUCUUGAAACAGGUGAAAGAGGACAAUCAGGAAAUUGCCAGUAUGGACAGACAGCUGGUGGAGAUCAGAGACAGGACCGGUCAAAUCGCAGAAGAGAUCCGACAACAAGAGCAGGACUCAGAGGAAGCUCAAGGGGAGUGUCAGCAGAAGUACAAGGAGCUGAAGAGGAAAGAGGAGGAAAUUGAUGGAUUCCUGCAGGCCUUUGAGGAUUUAAGGACCCAAGAGCAGAAUAAGAUGGCUCAGAGCCAGGAGAACAUCGUCUCCCUCUUGGAGCACUGCAGCCGGAACAUGUUGCGGCUCCGUCGGGUGGACACAAUCACAGCCAGCGAGCUGAGGAACAUGCAGGACGUGCUGGUCAGCAAGGAGACGGAGGUGUCGCAGUCAGCGAGCACCGCCAGGGGACUGACCACUGAGUCCCAGCGCCUGCAGCAGGACCUGGAGAAAGUGCAGCAGCUGGAGGGCAAGAUCACAGGCGAGUUGAUCACGCUGAAAGAAAACGUCAAACAGAUGGAGUCGGAGCUGCUCACCUACAGGGACCUGGAAAGUCUGAAGCGCACGGCAGACCAGAGGAAGAUGAGACUGCAGGAAGAGCGAGUUUCCCUCACACAGCGGCGAGAUUCAUUCCGACAGCUUUUGGAGGAGAUGAACCAGAAAUAUGAGGCGCUGAAGACCAAGCUGGAUGAAAAUGAGACCCAUGCGGAGCUAGCUAACCUGGAGCGGAAGUGGCAACAUUUGGAGCAGAACAACUUUGUCAUGAAAGAAUUCAUCGCCUCGAAAUCCCAGGAGAGUGACUUCGCCUCAGUUUCCAAGAACGUCUACGAACAAAUAGCCGAUUACAACAAGAGCCUUAUAGACUCACUGCAGAACAUCAGGAGCUGAGCGCACAUAUAAGCCAUGCAGCCAAAUUGAUUAUUUGAGUCGUGUAUGUGUUUUAUUUUUUGGUGUGUGUGUAAAAUAGGUUUGAUAACUUUAGACUAACUGCAUAGUUGCUCAAGUGAGUUUAAAUGUACUGUCACAAUAUUAGCAAUAUUUUUUAAAAAUACCAAUGUACUUACUAAAAAUUGUUUUCUUAAUAUAUGUGUAGAACGUCAGUCAUCCAGGUUGUAAUAUUGUCCAUUCAAGCAAAAACCCCUGAUUCUGGGUAACGUGACACCUUUUUUUUCUCUUUUAUUGCUUUUAAUUGAAAUGAACACAUUUUGCAUAAAAUCCAAAUUAUGCUCUAGAAAUAUAUCUGGCCUUCCAGUAUCAAAGAGUACAGUAAACAUUUGAUCUGAGUGGGAAACAAGCGUGACCUCUACCAAAUAAACAGGACAAUUUUUUUUG